Fonsecaea multimorphosa CBS 102226 is the source of this 1458-nucleotide messenger RNA. RefSeq lists its product as uncharacterized. Gene Ontology annotation, biological process: transmembrane transport. The record is from RefSeq and is a predicted model, not a curated record. Gene Ontology annotation, molecular function: transmembrane transporter activity. Bases 1 to 1458 code for a protein of 485 amino acids. Lineage: Eukaryota; Fungi; Ascomycota; Eurotiomycetes; Chaetothyriales; Herpotrichiellaceae. Gene Ontology annotation, cellular component: fungal-type vacuole membrane. The transcript has 3 exons.
AUGGCAGACUCUCAAGAACAAGACCGAGAACCUCCUCAAAGCACAUCCUCCAAGAUCCUCCGCCCCGUCAAGGCCUUCAUCAAAGAACUCGGCCUCGUCACCCUCUACCACUCUCCCACCGACACAAAAAUCCUGAUCCUCCAACGCUUCGUCCGCCUCUUCGCCUACGGCGGCUCAACGCUGAUCCUCGCCUCGUACCUCUCCGACCUGGGCAACGAGGAUGCCCGGAUCGGCUUGUUCAUGACCCUGACGCUGGUCGGAGAUGUCUUUAUCAGUUUUCUGUUGACCCUGAUCGCCGACCAAUUGGGCCGAAGAUGGAUUCUCGUAUUGGGAGCCGCGUUGAUGUCGGCUAGCGGCGUGAUUUUUGCUCUCAGUGGGAAUUAUUGGGUUCUACUCGCCGGGGCUAUUCUGGGCGUGAUCAGCCCUGCUGGCAAUGAAAUCGGCCCCUUCCGCGCCAUCGAGGAGUCCACCAUCGCCCAUCUCACCGCCAGUGCCGACCGCAGCGACAUCUACGCCUGGUACUCCCUCAUCGGGACCGCGGGCACAGCACUGGGAUUCAUCGGGUGCGGCUGGAUCAUCACCUUGCUCCAGGAGAAAAAGCACUACGACUCCGUCGAGGCCUAUCGCAUCAUUUUCUUCAUCUACGCGGUCGUUGGGGCUGUCAAGCUAUGUCUGGCUCUUAUGCUGAGUAAAGAGUGCGAAGUUGACGCUCAGCCAAAAUCUGCCAACGCGACCGAAACGGCGCCCUUAUUGGGCAAUGACCGUGGAGCGCCGCAGAACAAGGACGACGAUCUUAAAAAGAAACGGCGAUGGAGACUUCUCCCUGAUAUCAGUAAAGAGAGCAAAGUCGUCCUGGUGCAAUUGUGUGUCUUGUUUGCCUUUGACAACUUUGCUUCCGGAUUGGCGCCAUUAUCCUGGGUGACGUACUUUUUCAAGCGAAAGUUCAAUCUGCCCGAGGGCAAGCUCGGGUCGAUAUUCUCUGUUACCGGCAUCAUCUCUGCCCUUUCUAUGCUCGUGGCAUCCUCCAUCUCAAAGAGGAUAGGGAACGUCAAGACCAUGGUCUUCACCCACCUCCCCUCGGCGAUCUGCCUCGCUUUGAUCCCUAUUCCAUCCACCCUACCUGGCGCCCUCGUCUUCCUGAUCGGCCGUGCCUGCACACAAGUCAUGGACGUGGCCCCGCGCUCUGCCUUUCUUGCCGCCAUUGUCUUACCACACGAACGCACGGCCGUCAUGGGCACUAUCAACGUGGUCAAGACGUGCGCGCAGAGCAUGGGACCCCUUAUCACCGGCGUUUUGGGAACGAAGAAUCACUUCUGGGUCGCUUUUGUCGCGGCGGGGUCACUCAAGGCGACGUAUGAUUUGGGGCUAUUGGCACUGUUUGCGGAGCGGAAGAGUCGGGAGGAGAGGAUCGCGGAGAGGGGAGAUGAGGAGAGCGAGGGCACGUCGAACGCGGGCUGA